UUGGUGGUUUCCUUCUAGGCCCUCUUGUUACCAUCCAGACAGGAAGCGAGCAUGGCCUCCACGUGGGCGAUGGUACUAGUUGUGGAAGUAGCUGUGAUUUCUCUUCGCCUCCACCUUCCCAACCCACGCCUACUUCGUUUUAUGCCACGUAAGUGCUGGGCCCCUGGGUUCAGACCUCCCCAGCACAGAUCCCUUAGAAACACUGAGCCGGGCCCUCGGAUCGCUCUUGGUCCCCUUUGUUUAAGCCCCAUGUCCUCGAGGUCAGGAGCCCUCGCUCCUCACGGUCCUUUGAAAAGAGUUCUGUGCCCGAUGCGGGGAAAGAUCUGCGGCUUGUGGCCUCAUUCAGGGCCGCAAUUCCCAUUGGUUGCUUCUGUGUUUCAUACCAGCCUUUGAAAUCCUGGUAUGUGGUGGAGUUAACAUAAAGGAGCAGAAGGAAUCCUCAGCAUCUCAGUUUGCCAGGCUUUGGGUUUUGAGGCCAAAUACUGUGGUUGCAGCCAACACUACUGUGUGUAUUAUGGCAAAAACUUCAUUUUGCUCUGCUGUGCCCCCCAAGCCCCCAGAUGGACCUGUGCAGUGCGAUUACACAGGCCUAGCUGUGAGCUGCCCCCGGAAUGCAGAACACGCUGUCAGUCAACAUGGGGACACAGACAGCGGCGACCCCUGCAGUGCAGGAGCAGCAAGGCUGGGGGGCUCUGGGCAGUGGUGGCACUGACCCCCUGAGCUGAGCGCUCUGUAAGACACCAGAGCCUUCAUAAUGGCUGAAACCAUGUGUGGCCUGUUUAUCCUCCAGCAACUAAUUAUGUACACCAAGGAGUUACCUGCCCUAAGAAAGGAGGGAGAGGUGACAUUUAAAGUAGAUUACGUAGGUUUUCUUUUAUUGCUUUAAUAGUUUCCAGGCAACAUUUGCUUUUGCUUUUCCAACCAGCAGAAGUGAUCAGAAAAUGAUUAGAGUUUCUCCAGCAGAUGAAAUUCAGAUUUUACAUUUGUGCUGUUUUAUGAGCUGAAACUAUUUUAAGAGCCAAUUUAUGUUUUUCUCUACUAAAAUUAGCUCUAAAAAAAUAAGGGGUAAAGUCAUUGGAGGAUGCUGUUGGCAGCGUGCCCUAAGGCAAGAUACUGUGUUCACCAUUUUCUUUAAAAAAUUAGUCUUAAUUUGAUAUCAUUUAGAGGCGAGCUGUGCUGCAUUUCAUUCAACAAAAGCAGAACCCGAGCCAUCCUCUGCAGAGCUUAGAGGACCAUGGACCUCUGCAUUUGCCCGGGGAAUGCCCCUCAGGGUCAGACAGUUUCUAGAAGCUCUGAACUUUCAGCCUUCUAAUCUCAGAUCUUUCAUUCUCAAAGAACUGCCCUUUUGAACAUUUCUCCCUUCCUGAAAUCUACACCUUUGGGAGCAUUGCUGUUCCGUCUCUGCUGUCUCAUCCUGGAGACUCCCAUUAGAAAAGCUGUUAUUGGCUCACACCACAGCUCUCCACCGAGCCCCAUCCUGACUGAAGACCCAUAAAUCCAAGGCUCUGCAAAGUCAGCUUAAAAUGUGGCUCUUCCUCUCAGCCAGGUUACACAGAGCAAAUCACAGCUUUCAGCCAGGAGGAAGCCAUUCUGACUAAGGAGAAUAAUAGCACUCAUUCUCUUCUUAUCGCUCAGAGCAAGGCAAGAUGUUGAUUGGUUCCAUAAGACUUGCUUUUGUGUUCAGAAAUAAUGCUGUGUUGCUCCUGUGCCUGAACUACAGGAACCUACUGGCAUCGAUUUGCCUCUGCUGGAUCCAGCGAGCACCAUCACCACCAUGACAGGACCCAGUGCUUUCAGCAUCCCUCCCCCUAUCCGGCAGAAGCUCUGUAGCAGCCUGGACGCCCCACAAACGAGAGGUCAUGACUGGAGGAUGCUGGCCCAUAAGCUAAACCUGGACAGGUACUUGAAUUACUUUGCCACCAAAUCGAGCCCAACUGGCGUAAUCCUGGAUCUUUGGGAAGCACAGAACUUCCCAGAUGGAAACCUGAGCAUGCUGGCAGCUGUCUUGGAAGAAAUGGGAAGACAUGAAACAGUAGUGUCUUUAGCAGCAGAAGGGCAGUAUUGACCCACGCUUGGACCGAAAAUGAAGGACAAGAAUGCACAGGGAGUCUGUGUCCGUCUGGGGGAUCACAGCUGAGGAGGAGAGGCAGACCAGACCAAUGAGCUUCACAGGUGACAUGGCAGCAGGAGAGAGGACAACAGACACAAUGACCGAUAUACACGCCCACUUUACUCGGACAUCGUCACGGGAGUUAAGAAUUGUGUAAAUUUGUACCUUGAAUUUAGAAAUCAACCUAAUUUUCCUC
Equus caballus (horse) is the source of this 2306-nucleotide messenger RNA. Lineage: Eukaryota; Metazoa; Chordata; Mammalia; Perissodactyla; Equidae. The record is from RefSeq and is a predicted model, not a curated record.